CUAGUGAAGGCAGGGGGCUGGACUCGAUGACUUUUCGAGGUCCCUUCCAGUUCUAGGAGAUUGGUAUAUCUCCAAUUAUUACCUUUUAUUACCUGUUCUGAGCCCAUGGGACUUGGCAAGAGUUUGUCCAUUGAGUGCAGUGGGGUCAGGACCAGAUCCCAGUGGAAAAAGUUUCUGGCUCAUGUGGGGAGCUUCUGCCCAGCCAGACUUUCCAUCCUAGCUGCAGCAGAGCCCUUCUGCCCUGAGGGACUGUCUGGGGGCACCUUGCAUCCGUCGCCUGUGGGCUCUGGCAUUGCGCCAUCAUUAGGGCAGCACUUGGCAUGAUCAGUGACCCAACCUCCGGCGAAGAGCCGUGUCUCCCCUGCAGGGGCUUCCCCUGGUAUCUUGCACUCGCACCUCAAGGCUGAAAGCUGCUGGGCUUCUUUCCCCCAGCUCCUGAGCUGGGCUCUGGGUCUUCCUCAGAAGAGAAAGGAGCUGAACUAAGGGGGAGGGGGGAGGUGCUGGCCUGACAGCCCCGGGGGAGCCAGUCAUGCCCACAGCGGGUGCAGCUCAGACAGGAACGCUGCCCCCUCCUUGGGAGCCAGGGGGUAGCAGCCUCUGUAGCCCAGCCAGCCCUUAGCCCCUCUGCUGUGGCUGCUAACAGGGAGCUAAGCUGGAUGCUGGAUUUUGUGCUACUGAGACCCCAGUUUGCUGGCCCCAGAACAGCCGUGGAGGGUGUCGUCUGCCCUGCUGGGCUGGAUCCCCCACACCCCCUGAGCCGGUCUGAGGAGCCCCGCCCAGGUGGGCGACAGGAGCUCUGGAGCUUGCCUGCCUGGCUGGGUGGCAUGUGCUUGUUUUGGUUUCCCUCCCCAGCACCUCAGGCAGGAGGAGGAGCUGGGUGUGGGAACCACCACGUCAGGCAGGAGGGAGCAGUUCAGCCUUGGCUGGGUGGCAAGGCAGAUCGACUUCCAUCCGGAUCCUCCCAGCAUGCUGCUCCCUGGGGCUUGGCUCUGGCUGCCUGGGGGGAGCAGUGCUGGUACCACACGUUGGUCUAAUUCUCCAUGGCAACAGCACAGGCCCCUCAUGUGACCUGUGACCCUGGCAACUGCCUCCUUGACUCUUCCCUAGCCCCUGCGCCUGGGAGCUACGGCUGCGGCAUGGGCAGCGUGGGCAGCCUGGUGGAGAAGCAGGACUUGACGCCCGUGGAGCUGCGGGCGGUGCUGGGGGGCUCGCGGGGGUUCCGGCAGCCGGACGGCCUGCUCCGGAAGGGCCCGAGCCAGCGGGAGCUCUUCAGCUACCUGCACAGCGCCAGGAAGGAGCCCCGGGCCGAGAGGAAGCACCAGGCGCUGGGGGCGUCCUGCAGCCGGGACUACGAGAGCGACCGUGAGAACCGGUCCCCUGACCGCUACCCCCGCGAGCACCACCGGGGGGCAGACUUCUCCAAGAGCUCGCUGCCGGAGCGGGGCCGCUUUGACAAGUGUCGGAUCAGGCCAUCGGCUUUCAAGGCAGUGGCUGGGAAAGGCCUGGUCUCUAUGCAGGGUCUGGCCUCAUCUAAAGGGCAGAAGCUGUCGAAGAGCAAUGGGAGCCUGCACACCCUCCUGUCCCAGAGCAGCACCAGCGCCUCCUCCCAGCAUGGCCACAUGCGCACCCACCUGCUGCACACCAUCAGCUUAGACGAGGCCUCCAGUUCCAGCCACAACUCCAUCCAGAGCUUCCCCAUCUACCCUCCCCACUUCAAACCUGCCCAGGGCCAGUUCAGCGCCUCCAUGGGCCACAUCAACCACAUUGGGGGCUCCCUUGACAGGGCCUCCUGGGGCCCCCGAGAUCCCCUGGCAGUGGAGAAAACACCUCUGUCCUGCAAGAGCAUGGCCACGCUAAGCCGUCUGCAAAGCUCCGGGGAGCCCCCACCCCCCUAUGAGUUCACCUACUCCCUGGAGGACGUGGUGAAGCAGCUGGAGGACCGACUGCAGGAGAAGAGUGGGGAGCUGUGGCAGUUGAAGAGGAGCCUUAGUGAGACUGAAGACCCCUUCACACAGGUUUUCGAGGACAAACAACAUCUGUGGAUGGAUGCACUGGAUGAGCUGAAGCAGAUGUAUGUCGCCAAGCUGCAGCAGGUGACCCAGCAGGCCCAGCGCAGCCAGCGGGCGCUGCAGUUGCAGCUCUACAAAGCGCAGCAGGAGAAGAAGCGGCUGCAGGAGGAGCUGAGCCUACACCAGGGCCAGUGCGAGGAGCUGAGGCAGUGGCAGCAGCAGUGUGAACGUGUCAGCCCCAAACUAGAAGAGACCAGGUGGGAGGUUUGUCAGAAGGCAGCUGAGAUCUCACUGCUCAAGCAGCAGCUUCGAGACUCCCAGGAGGAGCUGGCCCAGAAACUCAGUGAGAUCUUCAGCUUGAAGACCCAGCUGCGGGAGGCCCAGGCAGAGGUGCAAGCCAAGGACUCACAGCUGGCCCAGCUAGGGGACUCCUUCCAGGCCCCACCAGAGCCCAGCUCCUCCCUCCCUUUGGGGGAUGCUCCCAUGCCAGUCUGCCAGGACUUCUCUGGCUGUGAAACUGACGACUCCAAGUGUUGGGGUCUUCACAGCGAGAAUGGGGAGCCCCCUGAGAGGCAGGUGGAGUGGCUGUGGGCAGAGCUGCUGCGUGAGCGGCGCCAGGGCCAGCUGAAGGCUGUGAACUUUGAGCUGGAGCGGAAAACCUGGCAGCAGGAGAAGGAGAAAGUGCUGCGCUACCAGAGGGAGAUCCAGGCAAGCUACAUGGAGAUGUACCACCGCAGCCAGGCUCUGGAAAGGGAGCUGCGGCAGCUGCGGGCUGAGCCCAGAGAUGCUGACGCAGACUCACCCUGGAUCGAGAGAGUUGAGUCUUCAAAAAUCUGAAUGGGAAGCCAGCAGCCUGGACUGGGAAGGAGCAAGAGCUCUUGGGAUGGUACCCAGGCUGCACCAUGGACUGCUUGGGCUAGCCAAGGGAGCUUCUCCAUUCAGACUGAUGAUGCUGUGAGCACUGCAGGUCCAUCCCUGGGGGAGUGUCAGGAGCAAGUGUUACUUCUGCCUCUGCGGCAGGGAUCUGUGCUCCAACAGCUGCCUUUGGCAGGGCAAGUUUGCACCAUGAUUUUUACUGUCUGGCAAACAGAAGCCCAGCAUCAAGUGGGAUUUCCUGUUCCUCCUCCCCAUCCCCUGCUGCUUCCUACCCCAGCAAGGGCUCUGGCCCUGCUGGGGAGAUGCCCAGCUUCCUCUCCUUACACUGUCCAAGCUGCAUGCCUGCCAGUCUUGCUGCAUGUCCUUCACACUGGGGCUGCACUGGCCGCAGCAGAGAAAACCUGCCCUGCUGUGCCUGUGCUGGGUGCCCAUGCAGGUAACCUUGCCUUGGGGCUUGAGGCCUGGGAAAUGUGACACACGGAUGCUGUGGAGCACUUUCUGACGGGGCUUGAGCUGCCCUGGCACCUGGCUCUGCUGGAGAAAAGGAGAGACUAUAGGGCUCAUGCCCCGGGGGACAGGUGCAGGGGCUUUGCAUGCCACCCAGGGCUGUGGCCUCUGUGCUGCUUUGGAGAUAGAGAGGAGCUGGGUCAGUAUCCUGACGUAGAGAAAGGGAGAUGGAAAGCAGCUCCUGCCGGAGAGCAUGCACCAUCGCUCAGACCUAUCCUUGCCCACCCUCCCCAGUUCUGGCCCAGCCAACGUCUGGGUAUGAAGCUUUCCUGUGAGGCAGUAGCACAUGCCUAGUGAAAUGAGAUAAAUGAAGAACCUUUUCCCCCACUGGCCCGGCCCAGCCCAGGUGAGGGGAGGGAUGGUGUAGAGCGAGUGCCCACAGGAGAGCACCUGGUGGGGUCACCGGCACAAGUGCAAUUGGGGAAGGUGUGGUCAGCUUUCCCCCCAUUCAGCUGCAGAGCACCCAGGGAAGCAGAGCCGCCUUUCACCAGAACG
Mauremys mutica (yellowpond turtle) is the source of this 3887-nucleotide messenger RNA. RefSeq names its product NEDD4 binding protein 3 (gene N4BP3). Bases 1041 to 2846 code for a protein of 601 amino acids. Lineage: Eukaryota; Metazoa; Chordata; Testudines; Geoemydidae. The transcript is spliced from 5 exons. Gene Ontology annotation, cellular component: cytoplasmic vesicle. The record is from RefSeq and is a predicted model, not a curated record.